AUGUCUGUCUUCCACAGAAAGCAUUCCGGAUCAUCCAAAAAUCUACCUGUGUUGUUAUCGUCUGAGGGACCAUCUAACUUUCACGCAGAUGGUCUACCUGACUUGGUUCAAGAUCAGGUGCACGGGAUUGCAAAUGAGGUUCACGAAGUUGUUAACGGUAAGAAAGCCACAAUCCCCUCCAAGACUAUCGAUCAUUUUAGAUCUUACCCCUUGGUGCAACAAACCCGCUCUUUCCUUCACCAAAUUCCGGUAGCCAGAGUUGUUCUCAGCAAUACUAAACCAAUGGUCAAACAAGUUUUAGAAUCCAAGCCACUGCAAUUGGCACUACCUGUCACCAAUGCCGUUGACAGUGUCGCUAACUUGGGUUUAAAUUUGACGGAAAAGAUUAUUCCAUCUUUGAAAACUAAAACGUAUCAAAGAUUAGGUGAAGAAGCAAUGAUUCCAUAUCACUUUACUGCCAAAUAUGGUAAAAUUGCAACGGAUCAAACUUUUGCCAUUGUUGAAAAGAAUGUUUAUAAUCCGGCUCAUAGUCAAGUUCUGAAAUUUAGAAAAUAUUACAAUGAGAAAUUUUACGACACAAAAGGCAAACCAUUAGUGAGAAGUACUUUUGAUCCUGUUACGGCGCCCGUCAAUAAUGUUUUUGAGAAGUUAACUAUCAAAUAUUUCCCAAAUGGCAAAGAUGUUCCAAAAGAAGGCUACUCAAGUGAAUUGAACAGGAGUUUAGCGCUAUUCAUCAAUUUCGUUAGUAGAACGGCACCAAUAGUUGAGCAAAACGUUUUGACCAUAACAAUGUUGCCCUGUAACUAUGCCAAACACGUAAAUGAUGUUUUUAACAAAAGUUUGGACAAGCAGCCCCAAAUGACACUGAAGUACUCUUGGACCGCAUCAAAGGAUGCUGUUAAACAAUUAGAAAGAGAAAUGAUCAGAUACGUUAAAGGCAAAUCACCAACAAAAAUGCUCAAAAGGUCAAAAAAUACGAUACAAGAAAAUGUUGAACAGGUCGAAAAUGAAAUUCAAGCUCAGGUAGCAUAA
Messenger RNA from Zygotorulaspora mrakii, 1032 nucleotides. It is a transcript of the gene SPS4, whose product is annotated as Sps4p. The record is from RefSeq and is a predicted model, not a curated record. NCBI's taxonomy places the organism in Eukaryota, Fungi, Ascomycota, Saccharomycetes, Saccharomycetales, Saccharomycetaceae. The coding region runs from base 1 to 1032 and encodes 343 amino acids. The transcript has a single exon.